AUUUGCAGGAGGACGAUCUGCCGGUGGGCCUGUCGAUCGAGAGAUUAGUAGUAUUGCUCGAGUAAGUACUAUCCCGGCAGUUGGCCAGAUGGUCCAUCAGCUUCUCUCGUUCGUUGUCUGACCUUUCCCCUUUUCUGCUCGUCUCGGAGUCUGCAACCAUCUCUACACCAGGAUUCUAGAUAAUAAUACCUCGCCAAUCCACCAAUUCAUCUUCCAUAAACAAACCGCAUCCCCCUUUCCCGCACUAUGAGCGCCGCCCCAGAAACCCAAGCUGCGCCUGCUGCUGCGGUUCCCGCUGUCAACGAGCCACCUCAAUCGCAGACAGCCGAAUCCAAUCCUGCCCCUGAGACGACCGCUGGAACUACCGAAUCCACCCCCGAGAAGAACAUCGAGCUGGAGUUGCCUAUGUCGGCCGCCGACGGUCUCAUCCAGAAGCCCUUCGCCCGCCCCCUGGAGACCGCAAAACCUACCCCGCCAGCUCAACUCCAGCCCGACCAGCAAGCCAAGUACAAUGAAGUCUUCAAGACGGUUUCCGAAUGGACUGUCCUUCCCACGACAUCAGUCAAGAAUGCCCCUACGGCCCCUCUGACCGACAGCGAGCGCAUGUUCCUCACUCGCGAGUGUAUCCUGCGCUACCUGCGAGCAAGCAAGUGGAAUGUGUCCGAGGCAACCACCCGCCUGCAGCGCACUCUUACCUGGCGCCGGGAAUACGGGGUCGAGAAGUUGACGGCCGAUUACAUUUCCAUCGAAAAUGAGACCGGCAAACAGGUCAUUCUGGGUUAUGACAUUGAAGGACGUCCCUGCCUCUACCUCAUCCCAUCGAAGCAGAACACGGAGACGAGUGAUCGCCAGAUCGAGCAUCUGGUCUUCAUGCUGGAGCGCGUGAUCGACCUCAUGGGCCCCGACCAAGAGACUUUGGCGCUCCUCGUCAACUUCAAGGAGACCAAGUCCGGCCAGAAUGCCAGCAUCGGACAGGCCAAGCAGACUCUCAACUUUUUGCAGAACCACUACCCGGAGCGCAUGGGUCGGGCGCUCGUCAUCAAUAGUAAGUAAUAUUGUCGUGUGAUUGGGCUGAUUCACGGACUCAAGCUGACCACUUGGAUCAUCCAGUGCCGUUCCUCAUCAACGGAUUCUUCAAGA
Molecule: messenger RNA, 1140 nt
Organism: Aspergillus japonicus CBS 114.51
Lineage: Eukaryota; Fungi; Ascomycota; Eurotiomycetes; Eurotiales; Aspergillaceae
Product: CRAL/TRIO domain protein
Exons: 1
Coding region: 247-1053 (268 amino acids)
Molecular function (GO): phosphatidylinositol transfer activity
Source: RefSeq, a predicted model, not a curated record